UGGACCCAUAUAAUCAAGCAAGCAGAGAUUGAAAUCGUCCGAGGAAUGACAGAACGUCAGGAAGGGAGAGCUGCCUUAUAUUAUGGGUUGUUGUGUUUAUAUAAGACAGAUUUGAAACUGUAGGGACCUUCAGGACAAUGCGGCACCUUGCUCUGUGUGAACACCUCUGCUCUGUAGAUAAGGCUUAUCUGUCUAUGUGUUGUAAUGCAGCUCUCUGCAAACACUGGAGAUUUUUAAUCCAGCACAGUAAGAGCAGCAGGAGAGAAUGGGAGAAAUUGAGGAGAGGAGCGAAAGAGGCACAGGGGAAAGUCCGGAAAGGAUGAUGCCGUACCACCGAGCUCUGCCAGCAGAACCAAAGAGCAAGCUUUACCUGGGCUGUCUGAACAAACCUCAGCUGAUCCUGAUCUCUGUGGCUGCUGGACUCGUCCCCCUGAUCAUAAUCAUUACUGUCGCAGCUGUGCUCGCCACAAAGUCAGAUUCCUCUACUGCUCUUCCCUCGUUUUCUACUGGUGGAGACAUGCUGGACUUCCUGGUUCAGUCAGGUGAUAUCAGCUCUCCUGACGGCUUGAUGGCUACCUGGUACCACAGAGCUAACAGCAAGGAGGAAAUGAACAAAGCCCUCACAAGUGAUGCUAUGAUCCUGGAGGCUGACAUCACUCUGGAGGGUUAUGGAACAGCCAAUGAGAAUCCAAUCCCCAUCAUGGCCCACCCUCCUGACAUCUAUAGUGACAACACUCUGGACCAAUGGAUGGAUGCAGUGCUGGCCUCUAGAAAAGGCAUGAAGUUGGAUUUUAAGACUCUGAGAUCAGUGGGUUUGUCAUUGGACCUGCUCAGUCAAAAGUCAAAGAACAGUAGCAGAGGGAUCAACCGGCCCGUAUGGGUGAAUGCAGACAUCCUCCUGGGUCCCAACGCACCAGCCUUCCUGCCUACAGUCAAUGGAACCAG
This is a messenger RNA of Notothenia coriiceps (black rockcod), 945 nucleotides long. Its product is annotated as protein FAM151A-like. NCBI's taxonomy places the organism in Eukaryota, Metazoa, Chordata, Actinopteri, Perciformes, Nototheniidae. The transcript is spliced from 5 exons. The record is from RefSeq and is a predicted model, not a curated record. The annotation marks the transcript as partial.